Molecule: messenger RNA, 512 nt
Organism: Ixodes scapularis (black-legged tick)
Lineage: Eukaryota; Metazoa; Arthropoda; Arachnida; Ixodida; Ixodidae
Product: zinc finger protein 593
Exons: 3
Coding region: 74-448 (124 amino acids)
Molecular function (GO): nucleic acid binding; zinc ion binding
Source: RefSeq, a predicted model, not a curated record
UUCAAUAUGGCGGCCGCCUUUCCAGUUUGAGCAAAGGUGGUGAUAGCACGCGUGUUUUUCGGUCCUCGUGAAAAUGACGCGUUAUUCUCGCAAAAAGACGCACAAGGGGUACACAGCGUCGCACAAGAAGGACAAGACUAAGCACAGAGCCAAGGAUCUUGACCAGAUUCACGUCGACAUGGUGCCGGACAACGCCGAAAAGCUCCUGAACCAAGAGGUCGACUACGACCUCCCCGGCGAUGCGCAGUUCUACUGCCUCCAUUGCUCUAGGUACUUUAUCGACAAGAACUCGCUCAACGAUCACCUCAAGAGCAAGAACCACAAAAGACGGCUGAAAGCUCUCGAAGAGGACCCCUACUCGCAAGAGGAGGCCGAAGCCGCCGCCGGCAUGGGCUGCUACAACCCUCCCAAGAGGCGUAAGGUGGAGUCACAGCCCCCUAAGGAGUGACCAGAUCUGCUCCAUGCAGUUCCAGAUGUUUUAUUCUGUAAAUAAUAAACUAUCCGGUACCAGC